AGGAGGCGCGCGCACGCACGCACAGGAGCACAUUUUCUCCAAACAAAAACUAUUGUGCGUUUUCACGCGUUUGGAGAGGGUUUCGCUUUUAAUCCAGGAGCGGAGGAUGUACGAUCUGUGAGGACUGAGAUUGUACCGGAGAUACGAACAUUUUAUCAGCCUUUUGUCAGACUUUAUUUAAAGAGAAAGAGAAACAACUAGAUGCUUUUACGAAAAAGAUCCAUGAAACUCUGAGGAACAACAACAACAUCAUGACUUACGUUACCUCGAAAUGAUGUAUUCAUCUCAGGAUCGCCUUUACACCCUUGCACAGAGUAGAUUAAUGCAAUUUAAUCAUUUAUUUUUAUUUUGAAAAUAUGAUUUUCUGGACUUAAGCUCUCAGAGCAAGGAAUAGCUAGAAUCAAGGAUUGUCUUUGUCUGUGCAACACACCAAUCUCUCCAGUAAUAACCUGCAAAGACGAACAUGUCAACACUGUUUCCUGAUUAGACGAGAGGCUGAAUAGUAUUGGAUUGCAAUGGGAAUGCAAUAGCAGUUGCAUUGAUUUGCGCCACUUUAGACAUUAGCUGAAAGAAAUAUCUUUUUGUCAACCGACCAGAGAAAGAGAGAGACCCGUGGGAUCUGGCUAUGUCCUUCUUUAAUUUCCGAAAAAUCUUUAAACUGGGCGCAGAGAAGAAGAAGAAACAAUAUGAUCAUGUGCACAGGGACACAAAUCCGGAGGAAAUCUGGGAGAUUGUGGGAGAACUGGGGGAUGGAGCCUUCGGAAAGGUGUUCAAGGCUCAAAACAAGCAGACAGGCAUUUUUGCUGCUGCAAAGGUGAUUGACACCAAAACUGAAGAUGAGCUGGAGGACUACAUGGUGGAGAUCGACAUCUUGGCGUCAUGUGAUCAUCACAAUAUUGUCAAGCUGCUUGACGCGUUUUACUACGAGAGCAAACUGUGGAUCCUGAUCGAGUUCUGCGCCGGCGGAGCCAUUGAUGCUGUCAUGCUCGAGUUGGAAAGGCCUCUGACGGAGCCGCAGAUCAGGGUGGUUUGUAAGCAGACUCUGGAUGCUCUGCAGUAUCUGCAUGACAACAAGGUGAUCCACAGAGACCUGAAGGCUGGAAACAUCCUGCUCACCCUCGACGGAGACGUCAAACUGGCUGACUUUGGAGUGUCUGCCAAGAACACAAAGACCAUCCAGCGAAGAGACUCCUUCAUUGGAACCCCCUACUGGAUGGCUCCAGAGGUUGUGAUGUGCGAGACGUCUAAGGACAGGCCGUAUGACUAUAAGGCUGAUAUUUGGUCUCUAGGAAUCACUCUGAUCGAGCUGGCCCAGAUCGAACCGCCCAACCAUGAGAUGAACCCAAUGAGAGUUCUGCUCAAGAUCGCCAAAGCUGAGCCGCCUACUCUCCAGCAGCCUUCAAAAUGGUCUCCUAAGUUUAAUGACUUCCUGAAACAUGCGCUGGAUAAGAACGUGGACAACAGGUGGAGCACAGCACAACUUCUUCAGCACCCGUUUGUGAGUAGCGUGACUGACAGCCGACCCCUGCGGGAGCUCAUCGCUGAGGCCAAGGCAGAGGUUACAGAGGAGAUCGAGGACCUGAAGGAGGAAGAGGAGGAAGAAGAUCUGCUGCUUCGUGGACACAAACGCGCAGCGUCUGACGCUAGCAUUGGAAGCUCUGAAGACGAGAAGCUUCCUCAGUCGCCGUCCACAUUGGAGUCUGUUCCUGAGAAGAUUGAAGAGGCCUCUACAGCCAAACCGCCAGAUGAUAAUGUUACAACUGGAAUAAAGAAGGAAGAAGAACCUCUGAAGGUGGGUGAGAACCACAUUGAGGAUGUAGCAGAACCUGGAUCUAAGGAACAAGGUGUGGAAGUAUCUCCAAAGGAAUCUCAAGAACCCAAAGCUGAAGUGGAGCCUGUAAAACCAGAGACUCCUGCGGAUACAGUAGUCCCAACAGAGGAGCAAAGAGCCAAACCUGAUGGAGAGAUACUGGAAGGGGAAAAGGAGGUGGUGGGCAAUGGUGAACUCAUAAAGGAAGCGUCUGCAUCAGACAUUUCUUCAUUGGAGACACCAACAGAACCUGAUGGACCUAUUCCAACAUCUCCAUUGAAAGAAGAAGAGAGUGUUGAGGAAAAGGAGAAACCUGAACUGGUGGAGAAACCAAGCCCAGUGAAGCCCAGGUAUGUGAAGAAGGAGGACUCCGACUCUGGGAUCAGUUCUUCAGCUGACAACAGCAGCAUAGACCUGAACUUAUCCAUCUCCAGCUUUAUUAGCAAAUCCAAGGAGCCAGGAACCAUCUCUCAGCAGGACAAAAAGAGACAGAAAAAGACUCUGAAAAAGACUCGCAAGUUCGUUGUGGAUGGUGUGGAAGUCAGCGUAACAACGUCCAAGAUCAUCACAGACAAUGACACCAAAAGUGAGGAGAUGCGAUUCCUCAGGCGUCAGGAGCUGAGGGAACUCAGACUUCUUCAGAAAGAGGAGCAGAGAGCCCAGCAGCAGCUCAGCAACAAACUCCAGCAGCAGAGAGAGCAGAUCUACAAACGCUUCGAACAGGAAGUCACGAGUAAGAAGCGUCAGUAUGAUACGGAGGUGGAGAAUAUGGAGCGGCAGCAGAAACAGACCAUCGAGCGUCUGGAGCAGGAUCACACCGAGCGCCUCAGAGACGAGGCCAAACGCAUUAAAGCAGAGCAGGACAAAGAGCUUUCCAAGUUUCAGAGUACACUCAAGAACCGCAAGAAAGAGGAGCUCUCGCCUAAACAUUUGAUCAUCCUGAAACGUAUUAGAAAGGAUCUAAUGCAGACUCCUUGUGAGGAGGAGCAGGAGUUUCUUCAGAAGCAGCAGCAGGAUCUGGACAGCUCUCUGAAGAAGAUCAUCCAGCAGCACAAACAUGAGCUGGCCACUAUUGAGAGAGACUGUCUCAACAACAAGCAGCAGCUCCUAAGAGCCCGAGAAGCCGCUAUGUGGGAGCUGGAAGAGCGCCACCUACAGGAAAAACACCAGCUGCACAAACAGCAGUUGAAAGACCAGUACUUCAUGCAACGACACCAGCUGCUUAAAAGACACGAGAAGGAAAUGGAGCAGAUGCAUCGGUAUAUCCAGCGUCUGAUAGAGGAGAUGAAGAACAAACAGACGCAGGAGAAGACCAGACUGCCAAAGAUCCAGCGCAGUGAUGCAAAGACCCGCAUGGCCAUGUUCAAAAAGAGCCUGCGCAUCACGACCACAGGGGUCACGCCGGAACUGGAACGUGAGCGGGUCAAACAGUUUGCAGCACAGGAGGAGCAGAGACAAAGGAACGAGCGUCACCAUCAACAACAGAAGCAUGAGACUCAGAUGAGAGACCUGCAGACGCAGUGCGACGCCAACCUCCGAGAGCUACAGCAGCUGCAGAAUGAGAAGUGCCAUCUGUUGAUUGAGCAUGAGACUCAGAAGCUGAAGGAGCUGGAUGAGGAGCACAGCGCAGAGCUCAAGGACUGGAGAGAGAAACUCAGACCCCGCAAGAAGGCCCUUGAGGAAGAGUUCACCCGUAAGCUACAGGAACAGGAAAUGUUCUUUAAAAUGAGCGGGGAGUCUGCAUGCCUUAACCCCUCCACCCAGAGCCGGAUCUCAAAGUUCUACCCCGUCCCGAGUGUCCACUCCACUGGGUUUUAACGCACACGUUCACACUAAGAGCACAGAGAUGCUAAACCGCAUUGUGACUGAACCUCGGCUGCCUUGCUCCCUCUGAUCGCUGACGUCAGGCCGAAACGAAGGAGGGACUUCACUGUUCCAGUAAUAUACAGAGGAGUUUUUGCUUUUAUUAUUUUUAUUUAAUCUUUAAUAGUGGAUUUUCAGUGUGGUUUCCCUAAACAUUUCAGCAAUGGUUCAUGAAAGAAAAUGUGAUUCUGUAUGCCACUAAAUAGCUUUUUUUCUCUCUCGAAUCAUUGGUCUCGGUGUAUUAAUGUUGUGAUUUAACCUACUGUGAUAUUUUUAGGAUUAUAUCUGCAUAAUGGAAUGACUGUUCAAGUUCAGGCUAAUUUGCGUGCACUACACUAAGCAAAUGAUUUAACUAAAUCUGAAUCAAAAUUUAAAUAAUCUGAACCAUAAUAAAAUGUUUUUACAUUUUUGAUGACAAUUCUAAUGAAGUUUAAAUGCACAUUAUUUAAAGGCAAAUACACAUUGCCUUCUUGAGCUUUGUAUAUCAUAAUAUGGAUCUAUAGGUUUUAUAGUAGCAGCGAUAUUCAUUUCUUAGAGAUGUUUGAGCAUAUCAGCCACACUGUAUGCAAAUAUCCUGACAUCACUGUGGUUUAAGCUGUGAUUUGCACUUGCACUGCUAUGCAAUGUGAUCAUGUAGACUAAUUAAAUCAUCUCAACAUAUUUCUGUGAACUUCAAAGCAAGAGAGCUCAAUCUCUUCAUACUGUCCAUACUACUUAUGAAAAAGAAACAAAUGGUUUUUCAAUUACUUGCGUUUUAGUUCACCCAGAUAUCACUACAAUGCAUUAGUGUAGUUUUCAGUAAAAUUGUGUAGAAGAUGAUGUGCCCUGUAAACCAUACUUUAAUCAGACAGAUGUUAUUUUAUUCUUGUAUACACAUGUAGCACAUUUUUGUAGUAAUAGUUUUCUUUUCAUCUCAACUGUUAACAUACAGUUCAAAAUGUUUUCUGCGUUUACAUUUGUGCAGUGCUCUGUAAAAACUGAACAAAACAAUAUUUCAAAUCUGUGAAAAGACUAAAUGUAUCUGACUGUACAGAGAGUGCUGUGCACCUUCAGAUGAAGCAUUCAUGAUGCCUCUUUGCAUUUUGACUUUGAGUUUGUCUUGAUUUUAUUUUUAAGCAUUAUAAACUUGUGAGGUGAAGUUAGCAGUUGUAUGUACUGUUUGUGUCAAAGAUCAAAGCAUUGUGAUUAUAGGAAGCUGCUGUGAUUAAAACAUUUGUGGUGAAUA
Molecule: messenger RNA, 4898 nt
Organism: Carassius gibelio (silver crucian carp)
Lineage: Eukaryota; Metazoa; Chordata; Actinopteri; Cypriniformes; Cyprinidae
Gene: slkb
Product: STE20-like kinase b
Exons: 19
Coding region: 626-3628 (1000 amino acids)
Biological process (GO): protein phosphorylation
Molecular function (GO): protein serine/threonine kinase activity; ATP binding
Source: RefSeq, a predicted model, not a curated record